CGUCCUUUUUGAGAAUCACACGCUCGGGACGUCGGAAUUCGCGUACAAUGCAAACGUUCGAAUUCGUCGUGAAGAAGUCCCCUCGAUUACAACAACGUCAACAUGGGCACGUGCGAGUGAGCAGCGGGUGAGAGCGAGCGGAGCUGAGCAGACAGCUCGGCAGAAACACAGAGUGGGUGCGCGACUCAUUGGCUGAACUCCGAUAUCCAACUUCAUAGUGCCUAAUGUUUCUCAACCCACGGAGGUUGUAUUCGCGGACGAGCUCUUUCUUCACCUUCCCGUCAUUCAGUAAAGCAGCCAAGGAGGAUCGAGGCGAUGUUGCCUACCAGACAAUAUUCGCGAUCCAGCCACUCAGUGCCGGGACAUUCGCCAUUCUACCUCUAGCGAACAAAGUCUUAGAACGACUCACCAAAAUAAUCGAUCAUGAAUUCCAGGCGAUCGAUGGGCAGAAAAUCGUUCUGCCGUCCCUUAGCCAUUCACAACUUUGGCGAAAAAGCGGCCGAUGGGACCGUUACGGACCAGUUCUAUUUCGAGUCACAGACAGGGCGGGACAGGAGUUCUGCCUCGGUCCAACGCAUGAGGAAACCGUAACGCAAUGUAUUGCCGCCCUGGAAAUAUCAUCCGUCGGAACCAAACUCCCUAUACGACUCUAUCAGACGUCUUGGAAAUUCCGGGAUGAGGACAGACCGAAACGAGGUCUCCUGCGGGCACGAGAAUUUCUAAUGGCAGACAUGUAUUCCUUCGACUCCGACCUGGAAAAAUGUCAGGAAACCUACGACACAGUCACCGGGGCAUACGACAGAAUCUUCAAUCGAAUUGGUUUGCCCUUCGUGAGAGUGUUGGCGAGCUCCGGGGACAUGGGCGGAUCGGUGUCUCACGAGUAUCACUACUGCUCGCCGCACGGUGAGGAUGUCGUCUAUGCCUGUGGGACUUGUGAGCACAAAAUCAAUGGGGAGGCUCUGAAAGAUGCCAAUGAUACCCGAUGCCCUAGCUGUUCAUCAGAGAUGCAGAAGCUUCAGGGCAUUGAAGUCGGUCAUACCUUCAUUUUGGGCGACACCUACUCGAAGCUUUUCGGCGCGAAAUCUUUCCAGAACGGCCAAAAUCUUCCACUGCAAAUGGGAUGUUAUGGCAUUGGCGUGACCCGCAUAAUGUCUGCCGCAGCGCAUAUCCUAUCUCAGGGGCUUAAACUUAAAUUGCCCGACGCCAUAGCUCCUUUCACCGUCGGAGUGAUCGGGCCGAAACAAGGCUCCAGAGAGUACGAGGAUCUGAAUCCCCGAGCCAUGGAGAUGGCUGACCAACUCGAUAGGAUCUUGCCGAGUCAUCGCGUCAUCUUCGACGACAGGAAAUGGUCGAUCGGCAGGAAGCUCCUGGAACUGAAAUCGAGCGGCAUCCCUCAUCAGGUAGUUCUUGGCAAAAAUGGACUCGAACUCCACUCGCCAGACACCGAGUUCACGAAUGUGGACGGACCUGAAGUGAUUCACAACUUUUUCAAAGAACUAGUCGUCAAGCGUGAACUCUUGUGAAUGAAUCGCCGGACUAGAAUAAAUCCCUUAUACCGAAUAAGA
This is a messenger RNA of Galendromus occidentalis (western predatory mite), 1565 nucleotides long. It is a transcript of the gene ProRS-m, whose product is annotated as prolyl-tRNA synthetase 2-like protein, mitochondrial. Bases 225 to 1523 code for a protein of 432 amino acids. The record is from RefSeq and is a predicted model, not a curated record. The transcript has 7 exons. Gene Ontology annotation, cellular component: mitochondrion; cytoplasm. Gene Ontology annotation, molecular function: proline-tRNA ligase activity; ATP binding. Gene Ontology annotation, biological process: prolyl-tRNA aminoacylation. Lineage: Eukaryota; Metazoa; Arthropoda; Arachnida; Mesostigmata; Phytoseiidae.